GCCCCGCCAACUGCGCUGCCGGUGUCCAAAUCUGCGGCUCAACCUGCUGCACGGGCCCCGCGACCGCCUUUGAGUGCCUGAACGGCGCCUGCGUCCCGCUCAAUGGCCCGCUCCCCGUCCCCACCGGCUCGCCCUCCAUCAGCAUCACGCUGAUCACGUCGCCCGCCGCGCCCAACACCACCGUCUCCGUUCCCGUCGUCUCCCUCUCAGAGACCACCGUGGUGGCGACCACCAACGUGACGUCGUGGUCUACCACCGCGUUUCCGACUGGCAACCACACCGCGACAGGCACCGGCGCGAGCGGCACCCACCACGCGUCUGGCACCGAGACUGGCAAGCCUGAGCCGUCUGGUGCUGCGGGCGUCGUGCGCGCCGGCACUGAUCUCCUCGGUGCUGCUCUCGCGGUUGCCCUUGGUGCCUUGUAAGUGAUGUCGCUUCUGUGAUCCGGGAUGAUGAUACAACUAUCAACUCUUGUGUCUGUCUGUCAAUGAUAUCAGUCAUGAUCGAGGCUGUGGCAGUGUGACAUAGCGUGAAUAGGUGUAAUGGCAGGUGCUUCACGAAAGCGGACGCGGAAGUUGCGUUCUGGCACUCGGUCGGCUGCAUGAAAAAAGUAACGGAUUGAAACGGAAUGGGUAUUGAUGGAUUGGACAUACCGACAUCGUACACCUCAUCUAGCGAAAUGAAAGAAC
Paraphaeosphaeria sporulosa is the source of this 689-nucleotide messenger RNA. RefSeq lists its product as uncharacterized. The record is from RefSeq and is a predicted model, not a curated record. The annotation marks the transcript as partial. The transcript is spliced from 2 exons. NCBI's taxonomy places the organism in Eukaryota, Fungi, Ascomycota, Dothideomycetes, Pleosporales, Didymosphaeriaceae.